Acanthamoeba castellanii str. Neff is the source of this 552-nucleotide messenger RNA. RefSeq lists its product as uncharacterized. The annotation marks the transcript as partial. Lineage: Eukaryota; Discosea; Longamoebia; Acanthamoebidae. The transcript has a single exon. The record is from RefSeq and is a predicted model, not a curated record.
AUGCACGUAGCUCUUUUGAUCGACGGAAGGGAAGCGCUCAACAGCAAGCCAGCUGUCACGGACUCGGCUCGCGACUCGUCUGAUGCCCCAGACAUUCUCGCCAAGAUUCGCCCAGUUGUGACCGGUCGCAACGAGGGCCACAACGAUGCGGCGACGGUGGCGGCUGGUGGCGAUGCCGGCUCGUCGCAAGAACCGGGGCAAGUGGGCCUCGGCCACGAAGACCACUUGUGGUCCGAGCUGAUCAACUCCCCCGCCUUCUCCGAGUGGAACCAAAAGCAGGAGGAGCUCGCCCAGCGAGCCGUCACCAAGGCCAGUGACGACGGUCGUCGGCAAUCGAUGCUGCUCGAGGACGACAGCGAGUCGAAGACGAUGGAAGACGAGACGACGGAGGCCGGAGCGUGGGCGAAGAACGAGAAAGAGGAUGAAGAGGCGCAGGAGGCGGAGGCGGAGGAGGUCGUGAGCUCCGUUCGCGAACGAAAGCAGAAGCGGAAGCGAAAGAGCGAAAAGAAGGGCCGGAAGACGAGCUCGCACAGAGCCAAGAAGGCCAAGCAG